CCACACUCGUGACAGAGAGUUUGUACGGUCUAGACUCUAGUCUGUAAGUUAGCUUUGAACCGAGUAGAGGGAACAAUCAUUAAGUUCCUCUCUCGCCGGUUUUUUUUUCAUCCGAUGACACUUACGCGACUUUUCAAAUUUCCCUCGUCUUCCAUUAAGAAAAAAAAACAAAUACACAAUUCGCGCUUUCAAAUUCAAAAUUACAUAAUUUCUAACGCUUAUUAAAAAUAGCGCGAAAUUUAAAAAUAUUUAGUGAUUCAAGUGUGACAAUUUGUGAAUGUGGAAUGUGAAAAAAAAAAUGUUUAACUAAAGUAUUUAAAUCGCGUCUCGAGGGGUAAAAAAAAAGUCAUGAGACAUAAUGUUACAACCAUCUGAUGUAGACAAAAGGGAAUGAACGCGUGAUUAAUUUAGUUGAGUACGCGUGAGUGAUAUGCAAAUCUCUUUGCAAAACGUUACACUCGAAUGAAGUACAAUGAACAAUCGCAAAAAAUGGAUCAUCGUGAUCCUUGUUCUGAUGAAUCUAUUGGAUUUAAUAAAUGCCAAUACAAGCGAUUCUCCAGAAAUAGAAGCAUCAGAGGAAGUCGAAACAUUCACGACAAAAAAAAAUGUACCGGACAAAUGUUUAUUGAAAACAGAAACCGGACCAUGCAAACAUUUUAUUCACAAAUGGACUUUCGACGAGACAGAAGGAAAAUGCAAAACAUUUCCCUACGGUGGAUGUUUGGGCAACGAAAAUCGAUUUCAUUCGGAAACCGAGUGUCUUCAUCAUUGUAUAGGUGGUGCAGAUCAUACACUACCACCAUACAUGAUAACAAAAGGUAGUGUUUUUGUAACAACAAGUUCAACAACAACAAGUACUCCAUCAACAACAACGACAAAUAGGCCAAUUCCCACAUUUACACCAUCAAAACCAUCAAAACCACCUGUACCAAAACAUAAAAGAGGAAAGGAAUUAACAUUUAUGGAGUCUGGCUAUGAGAAAACAUUUAUGUUUGCUCAAAGUAAUACUUUCAUUCAACUAGACGGAAGUGGAAUCAAAACAUUCCAACUGAGAUUAUGCAGAGAAAUAUCAUUCAAAUUUAGAACAAGAUUACCUCAUGGAUUAUUAGUUUAUCAUAGUGUUAAAGAUAGACCCGAAAAUCUUGAUCCCUAUGCACUUUAUGUUAUCGUUGAAAAAGGACAAUUAAAAGUAGUUCAUGUUUUUGGAAAAAUAACGACAAGUUUAACAAUUGGAGAAGGAUUAAAUCGAGAUGAAUGGCACAGUGUUUUGGUACAAAUUGAUGUUCAUGGGGCAAAAUUAAUUGCCCGAGUCAAUGAUAAACGUGAGGAGACAAGCUUGGAAGUUUUAGAACGUAUCGUUAAUUAUGGUGUAUCAGAUGAAUUAGCAUCUGUAGUUUUGAUUGGAGGCCUAAGUUCGGAGGAACGUUUACAUGGUGUUAAAUAUAUAAUCGAAUCAUUUGUCGGUUGCAUUAGAGAUAUGGUAUUAAGUUCGGGUAAAUCAACAAGAGAUUUAAUUCCAAUUCGACCGCUUAUUGCAACAAAACAUGAAAAUGUACAAGAAGGAUGUAUAAACAAAUGUUACACUCCAGAAAAUCUUUGCUUUAAAGAAAAUCAAUGUGUCAAUCACUAUUUUACCUAUACUUGUGAUUGUUUUGGAACAAAAUACGAAGGAGAACGCUGUGAUGUUUACACUGCCACUGUUCUUACAUUAAGAGGCUCAUCCUACGUUUCAUUUCGAGUCUACGAUUGGAAGGAUCGUGUUCACUCUUCAGUAAAUCGAAUUAGUCUUGCAUUCAAAACUAAUUGGGAUGAUUCUGCUCUAUUUUACGCGUCUGGAGAAAUUGACGACACUGCCCAUUAUGUUGCAGCAUCUAUAAUAAAUUCAUCUGUUUACGUUGAAUUAGAUUUUGGUCAUGAUUCAAAAAUUAGUGCCGUUCUCGGUGAACGUGUGACAAUGAACUAUUGGAAUAAUUUAACAAUUUAUCAUAAUAUCUCAUCAGUUUACAUUAUUCUCAACGAUGAGGUAAAACUUUUCAACGUACCUGGUGAAAAUUAUAAUCUUAUUAUUGAUCCGGAAAUUUAUAUUGGAGGAGGUCCUGAAUUACAAAAGAAAAAGGGUUUAAUGUCCUACAAUAAUUUUGCAGGAUCUUUGAAAUACGUGUUCUUCAAUGAUAAAUCUAUUAUUUAUGAACUGAAACGAUCAAAUCCGAUGGUUCACUAUAUUGGAGUAUUAGAGCCAGAAUUUUAUGAGGCUGAUGUUGAUGUUAUACCAAUUACAUAUCCUUUUGUUGGAAGUCACAUUUGGUGGCCGCUUGAAAGUACUGAUACACUUCAGGUUAAUUUUGAUUUUAAAAGUUCAAAACCAAUUGCUGUUGUUGCUUCAGGCGAUGUUAAAAGUGAAAAUGGUCUUGGAUAUUGGGAGUUGCGUCUUGUAAAUGACGAGAUGCGAUUUAAUCUAAAACCAGUUGCCAUUGAAAAUGUGACAAUUUCAACUGCGGUAAAAUUUCCACCAUACAAUACAUCAUGGCAUGCUAUUGAAUUAAAUUACACUAAAGGCGAAUUAAAUAUUCUAGUCGACUAUAGAAAUAAACAAAGCAAUCUUUUUCCUAUGACAUUUGAAUUAGGCGACAAGGUCAUUAUCGGCAGUGGUAAUGGCAAUGCUGGUCUAGUGGGUUGCAUGAGAGAAAUCAAAGUUAAUGGACAAAGAAUAGAGCCAAGAUACGUUAUUAAUACGGAAAGAGUUGUUGGUGAAGUUGCCUUGGAUAAUUGUCAAUUCGUCGACCCUUGUACAAGACCAAACACUUGUGAACACGGUGGUAAAUGUUCUGUUAAAGAAGAUAGAAUAACUUGUGAUUGUACCGAUACUGGAUAUGUUGGCAAAAAUUGUCAUUUUGCAUUAUACAGAAAAACGUGUGAAGAAUUGGCUUUAUUGGGAAUCUCAGUGGACAAUGUCUAUCGAAUUGAUAUUGAUGGUAAUGGAAAAUUUCCCCCGGCAUGGGUUAAAUGUGAAUUUCAAUCAAUUGAAGAUGCAACAAAAACAAUUGUUGAACACAAUUUACCAUCACAAGUUGAUGUUAGAUCAAUUGCUGAAAAUGAUUUUAGUUUCAGUAUUAAGUAUAGAGAAUUUUCGGCAGAAAUGUUACAGGAAUUAAUUUCUCAUUCAUUAUAUUGUAGUCAGUACGUUAAGUAUGAUUGUUAUAAAGCACCAUUGGAAUUGCAUAGUGCUACUUGGUUUUAUGGUUCGAAAGGAACGACAAUUGAUUAUGUUGGAAAUGUUACUAGAGGUUCCUGUCCUUGUGGAAUGAACAAAACAUGUGUGGAUCCAAAUCUCAGUUGUAAUUGUGAUGUUUCUGCGGGUAAAUGGCUUUCCGAUGAAGGUUAUUAUGAAAGUCCUGAAUCUCUUGGAAUUACAAAAAUGGUUUUUCUACAACAACGUGAUUUGGAAGAAGACGCACAGGGAAGAAUUACUUUAGGACCAUUGGAGUGUGUUGAAACAAAUACUCAAAAGUAUGUGGUUACAUUUACAACCUCACAAUCGUACAUUGAGGUACCAGGCUGGAGAAAAGGAGAUAUUGCAUUUAGUUUUCGAACAACAGGAGAGAAUGCAAUACUUCUAUAUCAGCCUCCAAUUAGAAGCAAUUAUCCAUCAUUUAUGGUGGCUUUAACCUCCGACUAUAGACUAACAUUUAAUUUUACCUUAAAUACCGGAGCAGUACGUAUUCUCGAUGUAAAAAGUGGAAGAAAACUUAACAAUGGUGAAUGGCAAAAAAUAUGGAUUGAUUAUAAUGAUCAUCAUGUGAGAUUUAUGAUUAAUACUGAUCAAGAAAUGGUGGAUUUACUACCGGAAGAAGAAUUUGGACCCUUUGAAGGAUCCAUGUUCAUUGGUGGAGCAACUGCAGAGCAACUGAAAACUUCUUCCGUUCGACAAGGACUUAUCGGUUGCUUCCGUGGAUUAGUGGUAAACGGAGAGAUUUUAGAUAUUCAUAGUUAUAUGUCUGUUCAUUUAUCCGAAAUUAUAAAAGACUGUAAACCGUCCUGUGAACCUAAUAAGUGUAAAAAUAAUGCUAAUUGCGUUGAACUUUGGAGUAAUUUUGAAUGUGUUUGUGAAAAUAAAUGGGCACACUUAGGAACGUAUUGUGAAACAAAUAUAAACAAUAAGGCUCUUACAUUUACAUCACCAGCAGCGUUUUUGAAAAAAAAUUAUUUCGGAACAGAUGAGGAUGAUGAAAAAAUGUUACUCAAAAGCAUGUUACAAGAAAAUAUUCUCAUUAAUCUUAGAACGUACGAUAAGAAUUCAUUAAUUCUUUACGCCAAUGAUAAUUUAAAUAAUUUCAUGCAUUUGUAUAUAUCGAAUGGUACACACAUUGUUUAUUUAUUUAAUGCUGGAAAUGAAAUAAAAAAUAUUACUGUCGAAUGUCCAGAUGUCAACACUGGAAUAUCUGUACAGAUUGCAAUUGUACACAGUGAAAAAUCAACAACACUGCAUGUAAAUGAAUACAAUGUUACAUUAGAUGAAGUGCCUUUAUUGUUGGAAAAAUAUUCCAAUAAACCAUGGGUUAAUUCAGAAAAAGAAGUUUUAGCUCCACAAAGACCACCGGCACCACCUAUGGAUUAUUUCCAGAUAAAUUUAGGUGGUUUUGAUCCUGAUAAUUUGCUACGGAUGGGUACUGAGGGACAAUUAAUUGAAGGAUACGUUGGUUGUCUUAGAGGUUUAAUGAUUGGUAAAUAUCAGGUUGAUCUACCAGGAUUGGCAAGCGAAGCAAAUCACGAAGGUAGCAAGGGAGUUCUUCCCAAUUGUAAUAUGAAAUGUGAUUACACUCCUUGUAAAAAUAUGGGAAUCUGUACAGAAGAUUUUGGUAAUCAAGAAUCAUCUUGUAAUUGUGAGCUAACUUCCUACUUUGGAGAGCACUGCGCUGAAGAAAAGGGCGCAGAUUUUAGUGGAGAAAGUGUACUUCAAAGGGAAUUUGAUCUUCAGGGUGAAGUUAAUGAAGUUAAAGUUCAAUUAGCUUUCUCCACAACUGACAAUAAUCGACAAAGAACACAAGCUUUACUACUGCUUCAAACUGAGAAUAAAAGAAGCUAUUAUCUCAUAGUGGCUUUAACUUCAGAGGGUCAUUUGAAUUUCGAAGAAGAUAGAGAAGGGCAAACCUAUGGUGUUCGACUUGAUAAGAAUUUUUUGAAUGGGGCAAGACACAGUGUUUAUUACACUCGAGUUAAUAAUAGUGCAACAUUACUGAUUGACAGAGAACAUGUUCAUCUGCAACCACUUCCUGUACUCAGUUCAGGAGACGAUGAUGAUAAUAAAGAAAAUGAUGAUAGUCCAGGUGUUACGGAAAUUCAAAUAGGAGGUUUAAAUACUUCUGAUCCAAGAUUUAGUCCCUACAAAAGUUACACCGGUUGUCUUAGUAAUGUUGUUGUCUCAAUUAAUGGUGGAGCAAUAAUGAAACCUCUUGAGGAAUAUAUGCUUUUCACAAAAAAAGGAAGUGAAACGGUAAGAGUUUCCAUGCCAGCGGGUGUUAGAAGUGCUCAAUGUUCGGCAUUUAAUGUCCAACCUCGUGGUUUAGAGCAUCCGACAAAUGACAGUGUUACUAAAGACAAAGCAUGGGUUGAGGAUCCACCGGAGAGAAUCAAAUAUGUUGCUCAAUAUUUGGAUGCAACAAAAGAAGAACAAGGAGCAGGGACUUAUAUUUUUAUUGCAUUGUGUUGUGUUUUUGUAGUUGCAGUUUUAGGUUGUACAUAUGAAGUUUUAAGAAGUGCGCGAGAAGACAAGAAACGUAAAAGAGCACGUUCGGGUUCAACAGCAUCGCAAAGGUGGCAACCACCUUACAAUGAUUCAGUAAUAGGAACAACUGGAGUCAAAAGUGUUGGUUUUAAAUCUGUUAAUGACGAUGACAAAAGACCAAAUGGCAUUCAUGCUAAACAAAUUUCUAAGGACUACAAACCAUUGCUGAGCACUGAUUUAAAAGCAGAAAUAAAUGAUAAAAAAGUUCAUAUAAAAGCAGAAGAGGAUCUAGAGAAGAAGGAUUACCUCGGGGUAAAUACAGGCAUCGCCUCUAAGUCUCCAAAACCCAAUCCAUUUUCAAUGGAAGAUUUAAGAGAAGAACCAGAACUCGAGGAACGAGAACAAGAGGAGACAGAAAAAGUUGAGGAAGAAGAAGAAGAAGAAGAAGAAGAAGAGCUUGAUGACAAAAGUGGGCAGAAUAAUUCAGAAUCACAAAUGUUAAUGAAACCAUCAACACCGGUAAGAAGUGCUCUGGGUAGGGAAGGGAAUAAAAAAAUUGACGCUAAUUGGAUGCUAAAUUCCACAUUUAAAAAACCACUUUUGGAAACUAAUUUUUCCAUAACUGGUAUUAAUGAAAUUAAAACACAACAAAUACCAAUGACAAAUUGUAGGAAUACACAAAAUAAUAAUUUCCCAUUAAGACCACAGAGUCUUUAUUUACAAAAUUCAACGACAGAUAUUAAAACACGUCCUGAUAGUAUACAUGUUGAUAAAGUCGACAUAAAAUUGCUUGAUAUCUCUAAUUUUCAAUGAAAGACUUAAAAAUUAUUUUUAACAAGUCCUAACUUUUAAGGCUAAUCAUAACUAAUCUCGAAUAUCAUUAUAUAUUUAAAAAAAAGUUUCAUUUUCAUUAAAGAUUAAUUACACUGAGAAAAAUAUGCUAUUUAAUCACUACUAUUUCUGUCAAAAGUAUAAAAAUUAUUGAUUCAAAAGCAUAUGUGGUAUAGAAUUUAUAAAAUAUUUUACAAAUUUUAUAGCAUAUGCUUUUGAAUCAAUAAUUUUUAUACCUUCCCGUGUAUAAAUUGACCUAGUAGGGAAUGAAACACCUGAUCAGGGCCAAAUCAGGGCGACACAGAAAAUUAAAAGGCAUUAAAAUAAGCUGCAACGCUUAUUAUUUUAAUCUAAUUUUGCUUAUUUUAAUCCAUUUUGGUAUUAAAAUAAGCAAAAUUGGAUUAAAAUAAUAAGCGUUGCAGCUUAUUUUAAUGCCUUUUAAUUUUCUGGUCGACCAGAAAAUGUGGAUUUCCUAAUCAGGGCCACAUCAGGCAGGGCGUUUCAUUCACUAAUAGGGCAGUCUAAUCCGGUCCCAAUCUGGUCCCUGGCAAAAUUUCAACACGCGUUUGGCAAAAAUGCUGUUGAUUCAUUAACAUAUUUUUCUCAGUGUAUAAUUUUUAGAAUAUUAAUAAAAUUUCUCAUAUAUUUUAAAUUAUUUAGAAAUAUUGAUAGUUAAAUUGUGCAAAAAAAAUUGCAGUUUUUUUUUCUUAAUUUAGCAAAUUUAUUUCUUUGGCCAUUAUUAUAAAUUAAUGAUACAAACUUUAAAGCGCACAAUUGCAUUUUCUAAGUAUUAAAUGCCAUAAUAGAGCAAAGAACAAAUAAGGCUGUUAGGUAUAUAUAUAUGUAACAAUUUUAACCAAAGAGAUCAAUAUUGCUGAACAUGAAUAAUAAUAAUUUAAGUUUAAAUAAUAACUGACAUUUUUGCAAUCAUUUAUUUAUUGAUUUAUUACUGAUGUAAUGUAAUUAUUUUUAAAAUAGUAAAGUAAAUUUACUUCUGCAAAAAACUUAAAUCAUCAGUAAAUGGUCAAUAAAUUAUCAUAAUAAUAAUUUUUUUUUACAAUUUGAAAAGUUGAGUAAGUCAAUUCAGUGUAUAUAGUGCGAAUUUUGUGUGUCCUCAUAAUAAACCAAAUUUCACACAAUA
This is a messenger RNA of Leptopilina boulardi, 7694 nucleotides long. It is a transcript of the gene axo, whose product is annotated as axotactin. Gene Ontology annotation, molecular function: serine-type endopeptidase inhibitor activity. The record is from RefSeq and is a predicted model, not a curated record. The transcript is spliced from 26 exons. The coding region runs from base 473 to 6535 and encodes 2020 amino acids. NCBI's taxonomy places the organism in Eukaryota, Metazoa, Arthropoda, Insecta, Hymenoptera, Figitidae.